CGGAAGUGAGAGAAAGAGGAGGUAGAGUGCAAGAUGGUGGCCACCAGGAGAGGAGGACGCGAGAAUGCUCCAGACCAAACGGAUUCAGAGCGGCAGCAGUCCUCCGACGUCCCGGCCACUCCUUCCACUGGUCGGAAAACAAGGAGCGCUGUUAAACCUCCAACAUCUCCACCAAUGUCCUUGUUAAAAAGAUGCACCAGAGCCGCCAGACUCCACAGUCCAGAGCAGCCAUGCACACCAGUGGGCUCAGUCCAUGAAGCGGACGUGUCAGACUUGGAGUCCUGCUGCUCUGUGUUGUCUGACGUCGAGCCAUCUGCAACACGCACAAGAAGUAGGAGAAGACUGCCCCGUGCAGUUGUUCAGGGAGAUGAGGAAAUAUCUGAAGUGGAGUCAUGCUCCUCCGCAGUGUCUGCAUCGAAAGCUGGCCAAAUUACUCGCCGUAGCACAAGGAGAAAAAAGGCUCCCGAAUGUGUUGAGGGGGAAAAAGUCAAAGUUGACCAGAUUUUGGAGAGCGACUCCUGCAGUUCUGUGUUGUCCAAAUCCAAGAGAGUCACCAGAAGCCAGAGAAAAGGUGCUCAAACUGAGGACACAGAGGUCUCAGAUGCUGAAAGCUGCAUGUCAAGUGUUUCAGGAGCUGAAGGGUCUCAGUCCACUGCUCGCAGAAGCAGAAGAUCUAGAAAGUCAAUACAUCACAUCCCCUUAAACCUAGAUGAGGCCUCAGAACACUCUAAUUCCCCUGCCCCGAGAAGUCGACCAACCAGGGCUGUAAGAAAAAAAGCACAAGCCGUUGAAGUUGUAAAUGAGACCCUGUCACCUGACUCUGAAGGGUUUGAGUCAGGGCCAACUUACAGUGUGGCCACUCGUAGACGGGCCAAGUCCCAAUCCACAGGUCCUAUAGCCGUGGACUCUGACUUGGAUUUGACAGACAGAGGAACACCCUGCAGCAGCCGCACAGGCUCAGGAAACAGCAGUUAUCGUUCUCAGGUAACCAGACGCUCAGUCAAAAAUCUUUGUGUUGUUCUAGAGAAAGCAAUAGAGCCGAUUAAAGAGGACAGUUCAUUAAAUGACUCCAGGUUAGAAAGCACAGUGAUCUCUGAAGAUGCAGACUGUACACUGGUAGAGGAAUGUGAGAGCCAGACAUUAGAAGAAAAAGACGACAUUAGGAAGACUGAGGGAGAUGCAGAAAAUAUAGAAAAGGGAGAAGAAGUUGUUAUUGAGCCUGCAGUGAUGGCCAUAGACCAGCAGGAGGAGCUGUCUGCUGAAAAUAAAGAUGGGGAUACCACAGAGGUGGAAAUGAUGCAGGAAAUGAUCCAGUCAUCAGAGCCGGUAAAGGCUUGCCAGCCAGUCCUAGUAACAUGUGAGAAGGCCUCUGGAAUCACUGAAGAGCAGGGUCAAACAAUGGAUGUAUCUGAUGUGGAAGCUCCCUCAUCACAAGGAGAUGAAUCUGUAGACGCAGUUGUAGAGGCCCAGUCCAGUGUGGAUGAGAAAAUGGAAGUUGGCACGCUGAACACAGAUGCUCAGCAGGUGGUUGAGACCAGUGAAGAACAAGUCCAGUCCAUUCAGGUAACGUCUCACCAGGAGCACAAGAUCACAGUGGACUCUGACUCUGACCACAAACCCCCGGAUGUCGUCGUACAAAAAGCAAAGGUUAUCAGCCUGUUGGACAGCAGCGAUGAUGAAGAUGACGAUGCCGAAGAGGAGAAGGAAGUUUCUGGAGAUGAUGAGAAGGAGGAGGAGGAUGAGGACUUGGAGUACAAGAGAGGAGAAUCCUCCAAGAUGUCCGAAACAGCUGCAUCAUCAGUUGAAGGACUGUUUAUGAUUGACACACGGCCCGGUGAAGAGGCUGAUGAACUUUACUACAAGGAAAGAGGAGAAGCUGAAACAACAGAAGCUGAACAGGAGGAGCAGGAUGAGGAAUUUGUGGAUGAGGAGGGUGACGAUGAUGAUGAUGAUGCAGGACUCCUCUUCUCAAAUCAAAAUCUGAAGGCAAUGUCGACCCGCAUUGACCCAGGCAUCAGAAUGAAGGAGCUUGGGGGUUUAUACAUCAAUUUUGGUGACAGAAAAUCAAAACCUGUCUCCACUUCGCUGCAGAAAGUAAAGGAAACGAAGAUCCAAGAUGAGGUGAUGAAGAAAAGUGUGAUUGGACCGGACUUUGAAAAGAAGGAGACGGUGCCUCCAUACAGUGAAUCUAAACACGCUGUAAAACUGAAGAACAGAGUUGAGAGGCAGAAAACAACAGGAGAUGCUUGGUUUAACAUGAAAGCCCCUGAGAUCACUCAGGAGUUGAAAGGAGACCUCAGAGUCCUGAAGAUGAGGAGCUCCAUGGACCCCAAAAGGUUCUACAAGAAGAACGACAGAGACGGGUUCCCCAAGUAUUUUCAGGUUGGUACUGUGGUGGACAGUCCAGUCGACUUUUAUCAUUCCCGUGUUCCCAAGAAAGAGAGGAAGAGGACGAUGGUGGAGGAGCUGCUGGCUGAUGCUGAGUUUAGACAGAAAAAUAAGAGGAAAUACCAGCAAGCUGUGACGGAGAAAGCAUCGCAGGCAGCUGGCAAGAGGAACAAGAAGAAGAAUAAAUUCCAUAAGAAGUGAAUCUGAAGACUUUGCAUGGAUUUUUUUAUAGACACUGGCAUUAAUUCCAGCUCUGUAGCUUGCUUGUGAUUGGAGCAUCAACUGCAUUUUGGAACUUCAAUACAGUGUAAUUGUCAA
This is a messenger RNA of Solea senegalensis (Senegalese sole), 2706 nucleotides long. It is a transcript of the gene dnttip2, whose product is annotated as deoxynucleotidyltransferase, terminal, interacting protein 2. The record is from RefSeq and is a predicted model, not a curated record. The coding region runs from base 34 to 2589 and encodes 851 amino acids. Lineage: Eukaryota; Metazoa; Chordata; Actinopteri; Pleuronectiformes; Soleidae. Gene Ontology annotation, cellular component: nucleolus. Gene Ontology annotation, molecular function: RNA binding. Gene Ontology annotation, biological process: RNA processing. The transcript has 7 exons.